CUCCCCCGCAAAUGGCGCCUGUCUUCCCCCACACAAAACGGCAGCCCGGCUAUCUGGUGUGUUGCCGACUCUGUUCAUUUAUUUCUUCAACCGCAGACAAAAUCACGCCAAUUUCUUUUUGCAUUUUAAAUACUAAAACAAAUCUGCUCUAAAAUAAAGAAUCUCCUCUUACGCUUCCAUCAUCUUCCACACAUACAACGCGUCAAUCAUGGCGGACAAACUCACCACCCAACCACCGGCGACGCCCUUCUACAAGCUCUCCUAUCCCGCGCCUCAUAUCCUGCUCGUCACGAUUGAUCGUGAGCGCAACAUGAACGCUAUUCCCAUCUCUGGCCACUGGGAUGGCGAGCGUCUAUGGCACUGGUUCGAUGAAGAGCCUGAGCUGCGCGUGGCGAUUGUCACCGGCGCAGGAUCCAAGGCAUUCUGCGCAGGCGCAGAUCUCAAAGAACAAGCCGAAAAGAACCAAAACCCCGGCAGCAUAGAAUCACUACCAUUUCCUGUCGGUGGAUUCAUGGGCCUGACACGCCGCGUGGGCAAGAAGCCUGUCAUUGCGGCCGUCAACGGCUUUGCGCUGGGUGGCGGUUUUGAAAUUGCUCUCAACUGUGACAUGGUAGUUGCCUCGCCCAAGGCAACCUUUGGUCUGCCUGAAGUCAAGCGUGGCCUGUUCGCCGCAGCAGGCGGCAUCCCGCGCGUGGUUCGCAUCUUUGGCAUGCAAAAGGCUGGUGAGAUUGCCAUGGCCGGCCACGUCUUGAGUGCCGAAGAGGCCGCGAGCCAUGGAUUCGCACGCGUGGCCAAGAGCCCAGAGACGCUUAUCGACGAAGCUGUCGCCCUGGCCUCUGCGGUAGCAGACAUGUCGCCAGACGCCAUUAUUGUGACGCGGCACGGGCUCCGCGAGACGUGGGAGACGGCUAGUGUGGAGCGCGUGGCGCAGCUGAACCAGGAGCGAUAUGGAAAGGCGCUGAUGCAGGGCGAUAAUUUGCGGAUUGGUCUUAUGGCGUUUGUCAUGAAGGAGAAGCCGGAGUGGGUGCCAUCCAAGCUGUAAACCUACUAUUACCGUACUUUUGUUUAUAUCGGGGAGAUGGAAGGAUAAGAGGAGAGCAGGUGGAUCAGCAGCAUAUCACAUAUUCACUUUGUAUUGCUAUUCAGAUAUAGCAGAGCAGGCAUGGUAAUCCAAAAAUUUGUAUAAAUGUCGUAUGUAGUAGGAAAGAAAGGGACAACAACAAUAACUAUUAGGUGAUCCAGCAACUAAUAAACAAGCGAAUUCCCGCGGACCCGGGCCAUUCGAUAAAUAAAUAAAAACCGAGAAAAUAAAAAGGAGUGUAAUGCAAGAACAAAAAGGUGAUGCGUUGGAAUACCCGUAUCCCAACAGCCAUCACCAACUGAUACAAUGUACCACGAACACCGAAAACACCGGGACCCAAAAAGACAAAAAUGCAGCAAAAAAAACUCCGAAAGCACCGCCGAUGCAGAAUGAACAGAAAACAAAAAUAUAGACAGAACGAAAACAAAACAAAAAUACCAAACACGCGCCUUGCAACACCGAAAACGCCUAGCAAUGCAUGUAUAUGUGUAUGUGUAAUAUAGAUCUUUAUAUCUCCUUGGGAGGCAGGAUAAAGCGGACCUUCUUCUUCAGUUGAGGAACAGUAUUGUCCUUCUUAAUAACGACAGGGUUGCCACCAAGGGGAGACUGGAUGGCUCCGUCAUCACGAAGGAGCUGGUCCUCAGUCUCCUCCUUGAUGGACCAGACGUCAGGGCUGGGCGAGCGCCAGAGAUGACCCUGGCGAGCACGAGCCGACGAGCUUCUAUAGAGACCACGGCGAGCAGAAGAACUGCGGCGAGGACUAGGAGCAGGGAAGGAAGCGGGAGUGAGGUAGCCGUCGCUGUCGACGGGGUAGAAGACGGGGCUGCGAGAGCGGACGCCAGAGUUGUAGAGCGUCUGCUCGGGCUGCAGGAAGAGGUUGAGCGUGGAUGGCGAGAAGCGGAUAUAGUCUUCGUUGUCGUCGUCAUCGGAGGUGAAGUCAUCCGAGUCAAAGUCGGGAGACGGGGAUCGGGGUCCGCGGCGAAGGCCCUCGAGGCUCGACGGGCUGAGGCUGCGGACAAUCUGCUUGGGAUGGGCAGAGUCCUCAAUGCCGGCGUCAAAGUCCAUCAUGGCGUGGUCCUCCUCGUCGAGGUCCAUGUCAUCGUCAUCGGCGGUCGGAGUGAGGAAGUAGGUAAGAGGGUCCUUGUCGAUAUCUUCGGGCAGAGGCUCGCUCUUGGCCGAGACGCUUCGAGAAAGGACGAUUUUGGUGGGCGGCCAGGAGUCCCGGCGCGCCGAUGUGUUGAAGCCAAAAGACAUUUUGUUAUUCAGAUGCCUUGCUUUCUUGUUUAGCUUUUCCUUUCUGCCAGCAAACAAAAAAUGAGGCUUUGGGGGAGAAGAGCUGUGCUCUGGGGGUUUCUAUCCCAGCUUCACGAGGGGGACGAGACGGCCAACUAUAUAUUAAUGAGGAAGAGUGUAUUCAGUAACAAGGUCAGAGAUAGAUGAGACUUUGGGGGCGGCUGGUUUCGAUCAGGACCAAAAGAAAAAAGUGGCUGAUGAGCUCUGAGCAAAUGUCUUGCUCGACAAUGAGGGCGACGAGACAAAUAUAUAAAACUUCCGACAUCACCAGCGCCAAGACAGGCUCCUACUUAAACGGACGCACCGCACGCCACUCCCACCUCUCAGCCGCGCGAUUGCGUACCCCCGCCUCUUGUUCCAUUGGUCACGUCCUCGAAUAGCGCAGGUGGGCGAACACUGCCCGUGUGAGACUGGUGUGGUGGAGAGGCAGCUGGUGCUGGCUGCACACCAGGCAGCCCAAUAUGGGAUGGGUAAUGAUGGGCUGUAGCGCCCCCCUAGUCAAGAGACCUAUCAUAACGGCAGGCUGCCGAGUGGUUCGGCGAGUGACGCCAUGUUUUGCGGCGGCGACAUUUAGCCCUAGCCCCAGAGAGUGACAGGGCUACCGCAAGCGCACCAGUUUGCCCGUUUGGUAUCUUUUUCUUCUUUUCCUUUUACGAGGAGUCAUACGCUUUGCCGUGUGAUUCGGCAAGACCGUCAAUAGAAAUAAAUGGUGCCCGUUUGAAAAAACAGGCAUGCCUGCUGCGGAUGGUGUCGCGUUGCACCCGCC
Molecule: messenger RNA, 3140 nt
Organism: [Torrubiella] hemipterigena
Lineage: Eukaryota; Fungi; Ascomycota; Sordariomycetes; Hypocreales; Clavicipitaceae
Source: the annotation of a GenBank genome assembly